AGUCCUGCACCACACGCCGCACAGAGAACUUGACGGUGGCCGCUCAGUGGUCCGGAGGAGCUCCAGCAGCACUCAGCCCAGCCGUUUCCCAGCCCAGCAGCUCUGCUCUGUCGGUGCGGACAUGACAGGAGGUCGGGUGUGUUAGCCUGGUAGCCGGUGAUCGGGCACAGGCCGCCGCAGCAGCAGCAGCAGCAGCAUCCAUCUGAGCGGGGACUGCCCCACCGGCCCCGGCGGCUGCGAGCUAACGUCAACCCGCUGAAUUCACCGGCGUAUAGGCGGUGUCAGGGACGAAGAGGCGCGGCGUGGGACCACGGGGCCUCCGGCUUCUGCGACUCGGUUUUUUACCGCUGCCCUGGAGAGUUUAGCACGCCGGAGCAACAUCCUGCUGCGAUGGACAACCUGAGUGAGGCCCUGGAGAAGCUGAAGCUGGCGUCGACAGACAGCGCCACUGACAGCGUGGAGAGCUGUCUGGACUGCCUGCUCAAGGCUCUCGGCAACAACAACACUGAGGCCAGUAUGAAGAUCCAGGAGAUGGGUGUUCUCCCACGGCUCCCCACCCUGCUGAGCCCCCAGUCUUCCUGCACUCCUAAAGUAGCCAACAUGAUUGCUGAGUUGGCCAAAAAUGAGUUCAUGCGGGGUCCGUGUGUGGAAGCCGGCCUCAUCCCUCCUCUAAUUCAUCUGUUAAACUCCAGCGACCAAGAGGUUUUACUGCAGACCGGCCGAGCUCUUGGCAACAUCUGUUAUGACAGCCAUGAGGGCAGGAGUGCCGUUGACCUGGCAGGAGGGGCUCAGAUAGUAGCUGAACACAUUAAAUCCCUCUACCAAAAUACUGAGCCGGAAAAUGAGAAGCUCUUGACUGUCUUUUGUGGCAUGCUGAUGAACUAUAGCAAUGAUAAUGAUUCCUUACAAGCCCAGCUGAUCAAUAUGGGUGUGAUUCCCACUCUGGUGAAGCUGCUAGGCAUCCAUUCCCACAACACAGCCCUGACAGAGAUGUGUCUAAUUGCCUUUGGGAAUUUAGCCGAGCUCGAGUCCAGCAAAGAGCAGUUUGCCUCCACCAACAUCGCUGAGGAGCUGGUGCGUCUCUUCCAGAAGCAGAUCGAGCACGAGAAGAAGGAGAUGAUCUUUGAGGUCCUGGCUCCACUUGCAGAAAAUGAUGUGAUAAAGCUGCAGCUGGUGGAGGCUGGCCUGGUGGAGUGUCUGCUGGACGUGGUGGCUCAGACUGUGGAUGGAGAGAGGGAGGAGGACAUCGCCCAGCUCAAGACCUCCUCCGACCUCAUGGUCCUCCUGCUGCUGGGAGAUGAGUCCAUGCAGAAGCUGUUUGAGGGAGGAAAGGGCAGCGUCUUCCAGAGGGUCCUGUCCUGGAUACCAUCCCACAACCAUCAGCUGCAGCUGGCGGGGGCUCUGGCCAUCGCCAACUUUGCUCGCAAUGAUGGGAACUGCAUCCACAUGGUGGACACUGGUAUCGUGCAGAAGCUUCUGGAGCUGUUGGAUCGGCACGUGGAGGAAGGCAACGUCACUGUGCAACACGCAGCUCUCAGCGCCCUGCGGAACCUGGCCAUACCCGUGGUCAACAAAUCCAAGAUGCUGUCAGCGGGCGUAGCAGACGUGGUGCUGAAGUUUUUGCAGUCAGAGAUGCCUCCAGUCCAGUUUAAACUUUUGGGAACAUUACGUAUGCUCAUCGAUACACAAGCUGAGGCCGCAGACCAGUUGGGAACCAACGGGAAGCUGGUGGAGAGACUGGUGGAGUGGUGCGAAGCCAAAGAUCACGCAGGAGUGAUGGGCGAGUCCAACAGGCUCCUGUCAGCUCUCAUUCGACACAGCAAGUCCAAGGAAGUGGUCAGAACUGUCAUCCAGGGAGGAGGAGUCAAGCAUUUAGUUACCAUGGCAACCAGUGAGCAUAUGAUUAUGCAGAAUGAAGCUCUGGUGGCUUUGGGACUCAUAGCGGCGCUGGAUUUGGUUGCAGCAGAGAAGGACUUUGUUGGAGCCAACCUGGUGUCAGUGCUGCACAAGCUGCUGUCGGAUGAGAGGAGUGCCCCAGAGAUCAAGUACAACUCCAUGAUCCUUAUCUGUGCAGUCAUGGGCUCAGAGCCUCUUCACAAAGAAGUCCAGAGCCUGGCUUUCAUCGACGUGGUGUCCAAGCUGAGGGCUCAUGAAAACAAGACGGUAUCACACCAGGCAUCGCUCACAGAGCAGCGGCUAACUGCCCAGAGCUAAAUGACUGUGUCCGAGACCCCCCCCCACACAAACUCACCUACCCACCCACUCACCUACCCACCUAAAUGCCUGCCUGACCACCUUAUCACCCAUGACACCUCAUGACUGCGCUCCUCUGUGCCCCAUUGUCACGUGCCAAGGUACCAUGUCGCGUUAACUGCCAGCCAGACACACAGCUGUGUCUCGACCCUCUGUCCCACCCACCUCCGAUAGGGUUAAACUGAUGUGGCUUUUAGAACGCCUGCACUUUCAGCGUCUUUUCAAAUCACAGAUCUGAGUUUUUUCUAUUUUAUUUUGAAUGACUUCACGCGAAAUGAGGGAAAGCCUCGUAAACAGAUUUUAGACCAUUAGAUACCAAACCUCUCCUGUUAGCCAUAAUAAAGAGAUUUAUUCUGGGUGGGUCAGAUGUCAGAUGAUUUAUUUCAGGCUUCACAGUCUGACGCCCCAUAUUGCUCAAGUAGUGGAUUUAUCUUGAGGUCAGAACCACAGACUUUAUGGCAUCUUUUUUUUUGUUUUGAAGUGAAGCAUCAGUCGAGCCCUAGUCCCCACCUCUACUUGUGCAUGCAUCUUCUGCUACAAGUAGCUCCACAGGAGCUGAGGCACCAUAGACAGCCUGACGCAAUAGAUUAAGAGACACUCUUUUACGACCAUAGCUGUGAUUCCAUCCGCCGGUAAAUCCAUCAGUGAAAGUCAGCACAAAAGAACAAAAAAAAAAACCCUGUACUGUUGUGAUUCAUUUUUAAGAAAACGCAGCCAUCUCUGAUGUGCCCAGUUGUGUCCCAUGUAGCUCAAAUAUAAACUGACUAGAAACUGUGCAUGUUUUAGUCCUGUUGAAGGUGUGUCAGUGUUCAUUUUACCUCUCUGCCACUCGCAUACCCCCAGAGAACCGCCUGCCCCCUUCUAACUCACAACUCCACUCCUGUUUUUUGCAGCUUGUUUUUUAAGACUUGGGUCAAGAGAUUUGAAUCCAGGUAGUUAGAGCCACAGUUUUCCAAACCAACUCUCCCCCUGGUCCAGAAACUCUACAGUUACAGUUCAGAGGCUUCACACGAUUCCAUCCCAUCACUGGAAGAGAAUCUUGGAAGAGCCGGGUGAAGAACAGGCCUGUAGUCAGUUCAACAGGGUCGCGCAGAUCUCUGCAGGUCGUCCUGGAUCCAGUACUGUCAUACAGCGAAUGCACGUAAUGUUGAAAAAUACAAACUCACCAGGUAGCAGCCGAUCGUCCUUAUGUGAUAUAAGGUGGGAGGAAAUAACACAUCAUGUGGGGGCAAAGAAACAUGUGUGAUUUAGCCUGACUCUUCCAUUCAAGUCAAAACAAACCACGUAAAUUAAAAGAUGGGGCAUGGUGUUCAAUGUCUUGAAUUUAAGAGCUUUCUCUGUCCCAGACAAAAUCACAUUCUUUUGUUUCUUUCCAUUCAUUAGACCAUUUUCUGCCACUUGGUAUUCUGCUGGGAAAAUUGUGUCUUCGACAUCGGACCAAUCAACGUUUGACACUUUGCAUUGUCUACAGGUAGAAGUGUUUGGUUUUUAGUGCUCUGGACCGAAUUCAAGAAAUACAGAUGUGUAUUGUGUUCACAUGAGAACAAAAAAACAUAUUUUCCUCUUUAGUGAAAGCAAUGCACUUCAUCUGUUUUAAAAUAUUUCUGGAUGAGCAGAGAAGGGGGUGUAACCCACGAAGAGCAGGGAAGAACAAAAUCAAAUUUGUGCUGAAGAUGUUACAACAUCAGGCUCAGUCCAGCAUCAGGACUCACUCUCUUCGGCAGACAGAAAAACAUGGGCCGUCAUUUGAGCAGAACGAACUAAAGCAGCCAUAUUCUUAUAGGUGUGUGUGUGUGUGGUCUGUUUGUGUGUUUGUGAACGUGCAUUGGGGAUUCAGACGCCUGAAGCCCAGUCUGGGAUCUGGAGAGAACAGGAAAGCGAGCGCUAACACAGAUCACCGUAUCACAACAACCGCAAGUCUCUCAUCCGUUCCUCUAGUCAAAGGGAAAACUGCAAACCCACACAUCUCAGCAUGUCCAACACUGUUACCGACACCCUGUGUUUCCUGGUCUGGGCCUAAACUUUUUGUUUUGUUUUUAAAAGGUAUGAAUGGUAUUUAUCAGAUUUGUGCUCUUCUAAAGACACAUGCCAGUCGAGGUGUAUCCAUAGUAACUGCGUAAUAAAAUACUAUAAACUUAAAUGUUUGUUGUAAAUGUCAUGAGUUGUACAUUUGGAGGAUUGUAACUCAGCAGAUAAUUAAAAGAUAAUAGCUGGUCAA
Platichthys flesus (European flounder) is the source of this 4471-nucleotide messenger RNA. It is a transcript of the gene rap1gds1, whose product is annotated as RAP1, GTP-GDP dissociation stimulator 1. Gene Ontology annotation, molecular function: guanyl-nucleotide exchange factor activity; protein binding. Gene Ontology annotation, cellular component: cytosol. The transcript has 15 exons. Gene Ontology annotation, biological process: positive regulation of GTPase activity. The record is from RefSeq and is a predicted model, not a curated record. The coding region runs from base 391 to 2214 and encodes 607 amino acids. NCBI's taxonomy places the organism in Eukaryota, Metazoa, Chordata, Actinopteri, Pleuronectiformes, Pleuronectidae.